UGGCACGGCCAGUCAGCUGCUUGGCCAAACGGAGGCAGUUUUGGAUUCGGUCAAACUGGCGGUGGCUGGAAUCUCGUCGAAUGUAAUGGACAAUCUGCCGCCGUUGCGGAAGACGGCGUAUCCGGACCGCCGGAAGCUGUCGUCGGUGCAGGAGUUCUACCGGUACACUGAAGCGGAGGGCCGCCGCCUUUUUGAGGAACUAGACGCGGACCGCGAUGGGAACGUCACGCUUGAAGACCUUGAGGCAGCCAUGCGGCGUCGACGGCUUCCUCAGGAGUAUGCGCGCAAGUUCUUGCACAAAGUCCGGCGCGGCCUCUUUGCAAAGUCCUUCACGUGGGAGGAGUUCUCAGCGCUGAUGGACGAGCGGGAACCAGCGAUUCUGCGGGCAUACAACUCGCUUGACUUGAACUCGGCAGGAACGCUGCAGCGGAGCCAGAUCAAAGCGAGCCUGCAACGCAAUGGGCUGCCGACGACAGACCGGAACAUAAACGCUAUGAUGCGCUUUUUGACGGGAGAAGCCGACGGCCAGAUAGCUUAUGGACAGUUCCGGAACUUCCUGCUGUUGCUGCCCCCCGAACGCCUAAGAGAUCACCCGAGCACCGUGUGGUUUGAGGCGGCUACCGUGGUUCCCCUCUAUGCCCCUGCUGUUGCCACUGGAAGCGUGCUGAAAUCGGCUCUGGCGGGAGGCCUUGCUUGUGCGAUCCCAACUUUCUUUCUACAUCCAGUCGACACUAUGAAGACGAGAGUGCAAGCAUCAACCAUGUCUCUGCGAGACCUGGUCCAACAGCUCCCCGAGAUUGGCGCCCGGGGGCUGUACCGAGGGGCGGUGCCAGCGAUUGCGGGCCAGUUUGCGGGGCAGGGCCUUCGGACGGGCAUGCUGGAGGCGAGCAAGGCGGUGCUGAAAAACGUGGCCCCGGACAUUCCGGAAAUGCAGGUGCAGUCGUUGGCGUCGUUUACGAGCACGUUCAUGGGCACUGCGCUGCGCAUCCCCUGCGAGGUGAUCAAGCAGCGGUGCCAGGCGGGGCUCUACGACAACUGGCAGGCAGCUGCGAUCGGCACGUACAGGAGCGACGGCCUUCCGGGCUUCUUCCGUGGAACGACCGCGACGCUUCUCCGAGAAGUGCCGUUCUACGUGGCUGGGAUGAUGAUCUAUGAGCAGAUCAAGAAGGGCGUACGGAAAGGGAUUCGACGAGAGCUGAAGCCAUGGGAAACGAUUGCUGUCGGGGGGUUCUCCGGGGGCCUUGCUGCCGUCACCACCACCCCCUUUGACGUCAUCAAGACGAGGAUGAUGACAGCGCAGCCGGGCGUGGCGAGCAGCAUGGGAGCGACGUUUGUGCACAUCCUGAAGAACGAGGGCGUCAUGGCGCUCUACAAGGGCGCUCUGCCGCGCUUCUUCUGGAUCGCCCCCCUCGGGGCGAUGAACUUCGCGGGAUACGAGCUGGCAAAGCGCGCGAUGGAGGACCAGGACCGGAAGCAGGCGCGCGAAGCGGAGGCAACAGCGGAAGCGGAGCUCCGGGCGCUGGAAGAAGCGGAAGCCAAUCAGCGGCGAUCCGUCUUUCCCCAGUUUUCCAAGCUGCCCGACCUGCGGGAAAAGCUGCCCCGGUUACGAACGGUUUUGUCGGACCUUCGGACGCGCGUCUCAAAGCCCCGGACGUCCGGUCAGCGGAGUACGGUUGCUGGAAGCGUGAAGGGUCUUGUCGAGCGGAUUGGCGGGCGGAACAAGAGGGAAACGGAAACGGAAACGGUAACGGACAUAGAAACAGCGGGAACCGGGCGAAUAACUGGUAGGGUUGGCGGGUCGCACGAGAAGGGGUACGUAGGGGGUUUGGAAAAGGAGGGGUCGACUCAGACCCUGGGAAAGGUCGAGUUGGAAGAAGUGAGGGGGGAAACGGGACUGAAGGGACUGGUAGCUAGGAUUGACAAGCAGAGGAAGGGGCUGAAUUCGGUUGGUGGAUUUACCUGGCCUGGGAAAAGCAAGGAGGGAGAAGGGAGUGAGAAAGGGGUCACGAAAGAAUCUGUCAACACGGUUAGUGGGCACAAGGGGGAAGUACCAAGCAAAGAAGGAUCGGGUCAACCAGUGAAAAAUGCGAGCGAGGAAGGAGUGAGUGAGCGGGUUGGGGAGUCGGUGGCAGCAACGCUGCGCAAGAGUGAAACGGAACCGGCGCAACGGGAAGGAGAGGCCCCGUUGGCGGGGAGUGUGGGCGGUGCCAGUGGGCGUUUUGGAGCAGCGGCGGGCGAGACAGGGCCUGCGAGUGUACCAGUAGAGCAACGAGAUCGGCGAGGUUUUCUCGCGGGUGUGCCCGUACCCGGCAUAUUUAAGAGGCCUCGAAAAGUGGGCUCAAACGGGAAUGACAGAAGUGCGGGGACCGGAUCGAGUAGGGCGAAUCUUGUCACUACGGAUGUACAAAGCGCAAAUGAUGCAGAGUUGGAAAAGGAUGGCUCGGUUUCCGAGGGAUUGAUUGCGGCGGUUCAGAAGAAGGAUGACAUGGAAAAGAAGUAGGCGUGUGAUGGCUGUGGAGACUUUUUGUUGAUCAGCUUUUGAGGCGCAUGCGUUUGGAGGUGUUUUUGCUACUAAGAACUGCCAGGCGCCAUGCUUUUGGACGGCAGAUGACAUUUUUGGGGACCAUGUCUCAUGAUGGUUUUGUGUCAAGAUUGAGGUAAGGUUUCAUUUCCAAUAGUGUGUGCAGACACUGACAGACACGGAGGUGAACGGUACGGAUAACUCAGUGUUUGAUUGAUGGCCCAAAGUUGUUGGGACCCGGGGUCUGAGCUUUCGUGAAGAAGCGCACAGCGGCGGAACGGCCAGUGCCUCCACCUUGCAUGUACCUUACCUGGUACAUGCACAACUUCUGGUUCAAUGUCAUACCAUCGUUUACAUUCUGAACUCC
Klebsormidium nitens is the source of this 2888-nucleotide messenger RNA. Lineage: Eukaryota; Viridiplantae; Streptophyta; Klebsormidiophyceae; Klebsormidiales; Klebsormidiaceae. The record is from the annotation of a GenBank genome assembly.